UGCUCCGCCCCUGUUGAGCACAGUCUGAGCUCGGUCGUCAAACGGACGCUUCGUCGGUGGUGGUGAUGGUGGUUCCCUAGCUGUGUUUGGAUAAAACGUACCCUUCGAUUCCUCCUAACUGUGAUAGUGAAAACCUCGUUUCGUGUUGUUUUAGCUCCGUCCUAGUUUUAUAACACGUGUAAAGUUUUAGAAUCGGGCCAGUUUCACUUUUUACGCAUUGAUUGUACCAACGGACUCCUAGCCUGGUCUAUGGUAAAAUUCGAGUGGUGUCAUGGUAGCCUAAGAAGCUAUGUUCGAAAAGUGUUCGGUCUCCUGUGUUCAUUUUCUAGAAGCCGAAGAAAGUGAAAAUAAGUGAGCUGGGUGGGAGUCCGAUUUCGUCAUCUCCCUUAUAGAUUGCUACAGCAUAUGGUUUUCCACUCCUGGUGAAGCCAAGGGAAUUCUAAGACUCCUUAUCAUUCAGAGAAUAAAUUGAAGAAAAGAGAUCGUAGUCUGAGUCCUUGAAGUGCUAAAGAAAAGGAAAAAAAACCUGAUUUAAGGGUUGGGUGCGAGAGGUGUGAGGUUGGAGGAGGUGGUGGCUGUUGGGCCCAGAGGAAUCUUCCAGGAAGCGGAGUGAGGCGGCUGUCGUCAGCUGCCCGCCCCAACCAGUACCCACAACUCUGGCAGGAGGAGAGCAACAGAUUGACCGGAGGAUGGAGCGUGAGAGUAAUCAGCUUGAGGCUGGGCCCAUCCUUUGUCGCAUGGGGUGUGGAUUUUUUGGUUCCCCCAACACAGAUGGUCUGUGUUCGAAGUGCUAUAAAGACGCACUGAAAAAGAAACAGCAACCCCCAUCUAACGUAACGUCGCCAACAGCCUCUGUCGCACCAACCUCGGUCUCUCCGGCACCCCCUACAACCACACUUCAUCAGGCCGUAACUGUUGCUACUACUACUGGCCAACCCACUGUGCAAACCCUAACACAGAUGGCAGCCGUUCCUGGCUCAGCAGAUAAGUGCGAUGCCACAGAGGAAGGUGGUGCCUCAGCAGUUGAAGGAGCUGAGGCAGACAAUGACUCAAGCAGCUCUGAAAAAGAUGGAGCAAAGAAGAAGAAAAACAAGUGUCAGAUGUGCAAGAAGAAGGUUGGCCUAACAGGUUUCACCUGUAGGUGUGGGGGCCUUUUCUGCUCAGUGCAUCGUUACUCUAAUGAACAUCGAUGCACAUUUGACUAUCGUGAACAUGGCGCAGAGGAAAUAAGGCGAAACAAUCCAGUAAUUAAGGGUGAAAAAAUACAGAAAAUAUAGGACAACAACGAGAAAUAGUGGAGCCCCCACUAAACUCGCCCCCUGUUGCGUCGCAAACCACCGAGAGAAAGAAGGAACGGAGAUGAUGAUGAUGAUGGUUAACUGGAAAGGAGCAGCACCAGCAUGUGCUGUCUUAAAUAAUAUGAUCACAUGAAUUUAUUUUUUUUCUUGAUAUUUUUUCUCUUUUGUCUGUGAAUAGGGUUGAAAAGAAUAAUACAGUAUUUGCACAUGGAAAAUUUGUGCUAUACUGUAAGGAGAAAAGAGCUUCACGUUAUGGCUCUAGAUGGAAUUUUUUACUAUUUGGCUCUGCUAUGUUGUGUUUUGUGUCUGCGUGGGGGGGCUGUAGAGACUGGUGUCGCAGGGUCCCGCCAUGUGUUAGCAUUACCUCAUCAUGUCAUCACCAUCAUUGUCAUUAAUGUCAUGAUUGCAUCAGAUUCAUUGUCAUUCUUCAUGUUCACAGUCACCCUCCAUUAGUUAUGCAUCCUCAUACAUCAUCAUUCCACAUCAUAUUGUCAUAUGUCUAGUAUAUAGUGAAAGCUUUCCUAACUAAUGCCUUCUUGAUACAAGGCCUAAGUUGGGCAAACUCAAAAAUGUGUCUGAAAAAAUACAUUAAAAAUGACAAAAAAAAGUGUGGUGUUCCUGAAGGGCAGAUCCACUCCCAUGAAGUGUACUUCUCAAGAUGAGGCUUAAUAUGAACUGCACAUUCGAGUUCUCUUGCAAUGGACAGUCAGUACUGUACUUGCCCUCCAUGGCAGCCAUUAACUGCAGGUCUUGUGAUGGGACAGUACCCUCGUAGCAUAAGCCUUAUCUUCCAACUGCAUCGUUCUGCCGCCAUCUCUAGAGUUGUAGGCAAGUGUAAAUAUCCUUGCCUCCUCGAAUGGUGUGUAUACGUUAGUUGGUAAACAGUGCCGCCUUAGGCCUUACUGCAAAUUGACAUUUGUGCCCAAUUUAUGCACUUGGACUUUAUUAAAUUAAAAAAAAUAAUUGAAUGGGCUUUCAAGCCUUUUGUAGUGGAUAUAAUGAAUAUAAUGAAAGGACAAAAAAAAGAAAAAAAAUGAGGUAACCUUUGUUUGUAUGUGUAUGAAAGUUACUUACCUCUAGGGCAAUUGUGUUAGCAUGUGUGCUAUUAUAACUUGAAAUAUAAGAUUUUUUUUCUUUUUUUAAGAUUAAUAUGGGAAAAAAUGCCUCGUAGGGAAUGUCCUUUAUAUAAGUCUUGAUUGAGCAUCUUUGGGGUUUUCAAUUUUUUUUCCCAUACCUUAUAAUGUGCAUUGUUAUAUGAAGUCAUAUGCACCACAACUAGAGGAAAUUGAUUAUUUUUUUGUUGUAAAAAGUAUCCUUAUUUCGUUAAUAAUGCUGUAGUUGGUGCUUAAGAGUAGCUGACAUUAAGAUCACUUCUUGUUUUUUUUAAUGAAAAUAAAGGUACAGCAAGCUCCUUACAAAUAGCAUUGUGAUGCCCUCAUAUGAGAUAAACUUAAAAAAUAAAAAUCACUCGCCAUUUUGCUCCUUCCAAUUUAGUAUUUAGUUUAAUGCCAGUCCGGCACAUCUUGUUUGUGAGGAGUUUGUUUUGUUUUUUCCUUUUUCUUUUUAAAUCAUUGCUUGAUAACUUUUCCUCUUGAUUAUAAUGGAUAGUCAUUGUUACUAUAUACGAUUUGUAGUCAAAAUGUCAUGGUGUACUCAAUAAAAGGGUACAGCUAUAACUAA
This is a messenger RNA of Macrobrachium nipponense, 2978 nucleotides long. RefSeq lists its product as uncharacterized. The record is from RefSeq and is a predicted model, not a curated record. The coding region runs from base 690 to 1277 and encodes 195 amino acids. Lineage: Eukaryota; Metazoa; Arthropoda; Malacostraca; Decapoda; Palaemonidae. The transcript is spliced from 5 exons. Gene Ontology annotation, molecular function: DNA binding; zinc ion binding.